AUGGCAUCACCAAUUACACAAGUACAUAACCCAGCAGAUCAAAAUCAUAGUAUAAAUAAUUAUCCACAAAAAUCAAAAAAAGAUGCAACUAAAUCCAAGAGAAAGAAAAUAUUCAAAGCACUUUUUUGUUGUUUUAGUGAACAGAGAUUAGUAUCAAAGCAAGAACUCACAAAUGUACCAACAUCAGACUCUCUGAUGAAGCCAAUGUCACCGAAUCUUUUGGGCAAAAAGACAUUGGUGUUGGAUCUCGACGAAACACUUGUACAUUCUAGUUUUAAACCGGUGGCCAAAGCAGACUUUAUUGUGCCCGUUGAAAUCGAAGGCCAACUGCACCAAGUCUAUGUGUCUAAGCGUCCACACGUCGACGAGUUCAUGCAAGCAAUCUCACAAAAGUUUGAAAUCGUUGUAUUUACAGCGUCUCUAGCUAAAUAUGCCGAUCCAGUACUCGAUCUGCUGGAUCCAAAUCGUUUUGUACAUCAUCGUUUAUUCCGUGAGGCCUGUCACCACCACAAAGGAAACUUUGUCAAGGAUCUCUCUCGAUUGGGACGUGACUUGAAAACAACAAUCAUCAUCGAUAACUCGCCAACCUCUUAUUUAUUCCAUCCAGAGAAUGCCAUCCCAAUCGACAGUUGGUUUGAUAAUGAAAACGAUAUAGAAUUACUCGAUGUAUUGCCACUUUUAGAUAGUUUGACUCAAGUUGAUGAUGUAAGAACUUGUUUAGAUGAAAAUAAUUUAAUGGAAUCAACAAUUAGAAUUAAACAACUCGAAUCACCUAAUUCCACUACCACUACUUCUCUAAAUCUAUUUAAAUAG
Heterostelium album PN500 is the source of this 813-nucleotide messenger RNA. Its product is annotated as HAD family hydrolase. Gene Ontology annotation, molecular function: phosphoprotein phosphatase activity. The record is from RefSeq and is a predicted model, not a curated record. The coding region runs from base 1 to 813 and encodes 270 amino acids. The transcript has 3 exons. Lineage: Eukaryota; Evosea; Eumycetozoa; Acytosteliales; Acytosteliaceae.